This is a messenger RNA of Hypanus sabinus (Atlantic stingray), 1715 nucleotides long. RefSeq names its product splicing factor 3b, subunit 4 (gene sf3b4). Gene Ontology annotation, cellular component: U12-type spliceosomal complex; nucleolus. Gene Ontology annotation, molecular function: RNA binding. Bases 104 to 1348 code for a protein of 414 amino acids. The record is from RefSeq and is a predicted model, not a curated record. The transcript is spliced from 6 exons. Lineage: Eukaryota; Metazoa; Chordata; Chondrichthyes; Myliobatiformes; Dasyatidae. Gene Ontology annotation, biological process: positive regulation of mRNA splicing, via spliceosome.
CCGAGCGGGUCGCCACAGGGGUUGGGUUACGGAACGGGAAAGGACCAUCCUGCGCGACGCACGGCUCAUCGCCACUCAAUUCCGGUUGCUCCGCGAGGGCGGGAUGGCGGCCGGUCCGAUCAGCGAACGGAACCAGGAUGCGACGGUGUACGUGGGUGGACUCGACGAGAAGGUCAAUGAGCCCCUGCUAUGGGAGCUGUUCUUGCAGGCCGGACCUGUCGUCAAUACCCACAUGCCUAAAGAUCGGGUGACAGGGCAGCACCAAGGUUACGGCUUUGUGGAGUUCCUGAGCGAGGAGGAUGCCGAUUACGCCAUCAAGAUUAUGAACAUGAUCAAGCUGUACGGGAAGCCGAUCCGGGUGAACAAGGCGUCGGCCCACAACAAGAACCUGGACGUGGGCGCGAACAUCUUCAUCGGCAACCUGGACCCCGAGAUCGAUGAGAAGCUCCUCUACGACACGUUCAGCGCCUUUGGCGUUAUCCUGCAGACGCCCAAGAUCAUGCGGGACCCUGACACGGGAAACUCCAAGGGCUACGCCUUCAUCAACUUCGCCAGCUUUGACGCCUCGGAUGCCGCCAUCGAGGCCAUGAACGGCCAGUACCUCUGCAACCGGCCCAUCACCGUCUCCUACGCCUUCAAGAAGGACUCCAAGGGCGAGCGGCACGGCUCGGCCGCCGAGAGACUGCUGGCCGCCCAGAACCCCCUCUCCCAGGCCGACAGGCCCCACCAGCUUUUCGCCGACGCACCCCCACCACAGGCCACACAGUCUGGAGUGGUCUCCGGGCUUACUGGCGGGCUGCCACCACCAGGGCUGCCUCAUCCAGGAUCGUUCCCCCCGCCAGUUCCCCCUCCAGGAGCCCUGCCUCCAGGGAUUCCUCCAGCGAUGCCACCCCCCAUGGCUCCCAGCACCUCUGCACCUGGACCACCAGCCUCAGGACCUCCAGGGACCACCCCCCACCACGUGGGGCACCCCUUCCCUCCUGGCGCAUUGCCUCACCACGGGAUGCACCCAAUGCACGUCUCACACCACGGACCACACAGCAUGGCGCCUCUCCCUGGUGGGCCCAGCCAGAACGCCCCCCACCGCCCCCCUCCGCCCGGAAUCCAGCACCACAACCCUCCGCCCAUGGUCAUGCCCCCCCGAGGGCCACCGUUCGGACACCACAUGGGACCCCCUCCCCACGGGAUACGUGGACCGCCACCUCCGAUGCCUCCGCCUGGUUUCAAUGGGCCUCCUCGCCCACCUCACUUUGGUUUUGCUCGGGGCCCACUCUUGCCUCCUCGGGGAGGGGCCCGGAUACCCAUGCCACCUCGUGGCCCACCACGCGGGCCUCUCCAGCCCCAGUAAAGGAGGAGGGAGAGCCGGCAACUCCCUCGGGCCUGGACCCCUUGCUGCGAGUCAUUCUUGUACUGGGACAGGUCAAGUUUUUGAGGGCUGGUUUUUUUACCAGUUCAGGAAGCCUCUCCCACGGAAAUCCCAGGAAGGAAAGGAACACUUCACCCCUCCGGAGCUCUGGGAAUUUUUCCCAGGAGGUUCAUUGCACCCUUUCUCACUUCCGCUCCCAAUCUUCCUGUAGGAUUGUGUCCAAGAGCCAAGACCCCACCGUGGGGGACGCUGGGGGCUUUUGUACGCCCACUUCAUGGCCUAUUUCCUAGAAUUUCCUUUUUUUUCAGGAGGAUUGAGAUGUUUUUAAUAAAAUGUAUUUCUUAGAUAA